Messenger RNA from Cephus cinctus (wheat stem sawfly), 867 nucleotides. RefSeq lists its product as uncharacterized. Lineage: Eukaryota; Metazoa; Arthropoda; Insecta; Hymenoptera; Cephidae. The transcript is spliced from 4 exons. The record is from RefSeq and is a predicted model, not a curated record. The coding region runs from base 132 to 836 and encodes 234 amino acids.
CUCCUGGUUAAUAAGUGGUGGGGAUUAUUUCUAUAUAACCGCUGGUAUAGCUGCCCGUCUCUCCAUAUUCUAUCUGUCACUACAAUUCUUUAAGCAUCGAACUCUCCGUUUACGUCUUUUGUGGAACCAAGAUGAGCCUGCUGUCAUUGGCCGUGGUGGUGACGGUGCUCGCAGCAGUGGCGACUGCCGAACCCGCGAUUAACGAAGCUCGGCCAAACAGUAACCGACCUGGAAGAUUUCUCACGUUGCCGAUAGCCCAAAAAUGUGCAAACCGACCAAAGGAAUUUAACUUCAAGGGCCAUAACUAUUUCUACAGUGGACACGUGCCAGCCCAUGCGAACCAAAAGGUCGACUGGUUGGACGCCAGGAACAUCUGUAGGGAAUACUGCAUGGACCUUGUGUCUCUUGAGACUCAAGAAGAAAACAAUCUUAUAUUCAGAUUGAUCCAACAGAAUGAUGUACCCUACAUCUGGACAUCGGGACGUCUCUGUGACUUCAAAGGCUGCGAGAACCGUCGUGAUCUUGAACCCAAGUCUCUUUACGGUUGGUUCUGGUCAGCGAAUCGCGAGAAGAUGUCACCUACCAAUCAGGUUCCUAAUGGCUGGGGUUACAAUCCUUGGUCUCAGACUGGUCACAAGAAGAUUCGUCAACCUGAUAAUGCUGAGUUUGAUAUCAAUGGCACCAACGAGUCUUGUCUUUCUGUCUUGAACAACGUUUAUAACGAUGGCAUCGCCUGGCACGACGUUGCUUGUUAUCACGAAAAGCCUUUUGUCUGUGAGGAUUCCGAAGAGCUUCUGAAUUACGUUGCCAGUACUAAUCGCGGAAUUCGUCUUUGAAUAAAUCAAUCAUUAUUUUUUUAAUCCUUAA